Molecule: messenger RNA, 1495 nt
Organism: Gavialis gangeticus (Gharial)
Lineage: Eukaryota; Metazoa; Chordata; Crocodylia; Gavialidae
Gene: CUNH6orf120
Product: chromosome unknown C6orf120 homolog
Exons: 2
Coding region: 331-1053 (240 amino acids)
Source: RefSeq, a predicted model, not a curated record
CUAGUUUCAUUUUGUGACCCCCCUAGAUCUUACUUUGCCCAUGGGGCUGGUCUAAAUGUAUUGCGUGAUUACCUAGUGAAUUGUGUAAUACGUGGCAAGGAGCCUUAGGGUGUUACCAUAAUGCAACGUGUACUGUGCACUGGGGUUCAGAAACUAACUUGUCACACUUGUGGAACAGGAUGAAAAGUCUCUAGAUCAGACCAGAAAUUCAUUGCUAUUAUGGCUAGGCUGACACAUUAAAAUGUCUGUCUGUAGCUAGGGUAUUGGAAACUGCAGAGAGGAUCUGCUCUUUUUCAGGCCAGAAAAUUAGUCAGAGUAAUUACACUUGAAAUGUAUGCCUGUUUGCAGUCAUGCAUUUUGUGGUGCAGUACUCUACAGGGCAGUAAUAGAAUCCAGCUACCGUACACAUGCUGUGAGAAACGCCUUGGAAUUGAAGUGAUGUACAGGAUAUUUACACAUGAUGUGAGAAUUUGUUUAAUGUCAAACUUUGGAGUUAUGGCAGCACAUUGGAUGAGAAUGCUGGUGAUGCUUCUAGCAGCUCAGGCAUUGCUUAUGGUAAAUAGUUUUGAGGAUGAAGAUGUUCCUGCAGAAUGGAUUCUUCUUCAUGUCGUUCAAGGUCAGAUUGGAGCUGGAAAUUACAGUUACUUGAGACUAAAUCACGAGGGGAAGAUAGUGCUUCAGAUGCAGAGCUUAAAAGGUGAUGCAGAUUUGUAUGUAUCUGACAUGACUCUUCACCCCAGCUUUGAUGAGUAUGAGUUACAAUCUGUAACUUGUGGCCAAGAUGUUGUUCACAUACCAGCACACUUCCGUCGCCCAGUGGGAAUAGGAAUUUAUGGUCAUCCCUCUCAUCAGGAGAGUGAGUUUGAAAUGAAAGUAUAUUAUGAUCGAACAGUUGUACAAUAUCCAUUUGGUGAGGGUUCCUACAACCCAGAGGAGACGGAGGCAAGCCAGAAACAGUCGCAUUCAGCAGAAGAUGAAACUCAGGAUGAAGAAUCUGUUUUUUGGACUAUAUUUAUUGGAAUCUUGAAGCUAAUACUUGAAAUUCUUUUUUAAAAUAACCAACUGGACAUACACACUGGACUAGUGCACUUACAACCUGUGAAAUUGAACAUGAAUAAUUUGCUGUGAGCAUUGGUACUUUUUUUUGUAAAGUUUCCUGAAGAGGUAUUUGGGUUAACUUUUCUAUGCUGGAGAGGGGAAAAGAAAAGCCAUAUCUAGCUUUCUAUUGUAAAUCCUACUAUACAUAAAAUGAACAGCAAGCACAGUAUUCAUAGUUUUCUUUAUAGAUCAGGGUUGAACAAUGAAUGUACAAAGGGCACUUCAUAAAAAUUCUCCAUUACUUUGAAUAGGUGCUUAAGAAAAAUAUGGAUUUUGAUAAUUCAAUGUAUUUUCUAUUAAAAUUACUAUUUUAUAUGAAGAAAAGUUGUAAAAUCUGAGAAGCUGCAGUUCUAACAUCCCCUCCCAAUUUAAAAUAAAGAACUAAUUUUCCAAUCUG